CCUGGUCGGAAAUGCCAAAGACACCCAAGGUAGAACAUUGUUUUCUUUGUGCGCGUCUUGUUUUUUCGUUAAUUUUAGUCACUUAACUAAACCGAAGCCUCGACGACGUGUCUGGCAUUAGCCACAUUACGGACUCAAACAUCAGUCUUCAAGUCUCAACACUCGUUGAAGGUUUGCAACCUACUUUAGCCUAGCCUAGCUGGGCAACCGCUAACAAAGCUGCAAGGCACGUCGUCAAGCGUUCAGAAAAUGUCCGGGAACCCGACACCGGCUGCAGUAAAGUUCCAGGAGGUAAAAGAGGAGCCCCCACGUCACCAAGACUCGACUGUUUGCAAAAUAAUGCACGCAAAGGCUGUUCUUCACACACUAGAAGAUCUGAAUGUCACCCAAGCCCAUCAUCCUGAGCACCAGGAAUCUGCAUGCAUCAAGAAGGAGGGGGAGGAAGAGUCACCAUACAUCAAGGAUGAGGAAGAGUCUGUACCCAUUCAAGGUUUUAGCAAAUAUCUUGGUCUUGAGGGGCAGGAGUCUCCUGGUGUUAAAGAGGAAGUCGAGCACGCGCAUAUAAAAGAGAAAGAGCCAGAGCACUCUCAACAGCAACUUCCAGUCAAAAGGGAGGAGGUAAAGCUGCCAUAUAUUAAAGAGGAAGACUAUAUCAACAGGUUGACUGGUGAGCCCUUGAAGAGUGAAGAUGGUCCGAGUGAGGUCAGCAGCGGGACGGAGCCUCCAAGCAGCAGCAGCAGCAGCAGCUCAACAGAAGGAUUGCAAGCCUACAUUUUCAUCGCACCGUCAGAUAGAAAUGGGGCCACGUCACACUCACCUUACAAAGAUGAUGGUCCUAAGAAAUUUCACCGUGAUGACAACCUCUGCAAAUGGUCUCAGUGUGGGAAAACCUUUGCUAAUAACUAUACUUAUAUUAUGCACAUAAGGAGCCACACAGGUGAAAAACUUUUCUCCUGCUCCUUUUGUGGUAAAAAGUUCUCUGACAAAGGCAACUUGAAAAAACACACAAGAACCCAUACAGGUGAAAAACCUUUCUCCUGCUUCGUUUGUGGUAAAAAGUUCUCUGACAAAGGCAACUUGAAAAAACACACAAGAACCCAUGCUGGUGAAAAACCUUUUUCCUGCUCAGUUUGUGGUCAUGGUUUUAUUCAAAAGAAAAACUUAAAUACACACAUGAGAACCCACACCGGUGAAAAACCUUUCUCAUGCUCCUUUUGUGGUAAAAAAUUCUCUGACAAAGGCAACUUGAAAAAACACACAAGAACCCAUACAGGUGAAAAACCUUGCUCCUGCUCCGUUUGUGGUAAAAAAUUCUCUGACAAAGGCAACUUGAAAAAACACACAAGAACCCAUGCUGGUGAAAAACCUUUUUCCUGCUCAGUUUGUGGUCAUGGUUUUAUUCAAAAGAAAAACUUAAACGCACACAUGAGAACACACACUGGUGAAAAACUUUUUUCCUGCUCAGUUUGUGGUCAAGCAUGCAGUCAAAAGGAAGCCUUGAAAAGACACACAAGAACCCACACUGGUGAAAAACCUUUCUCCUGCUCUGUUUGUGGUAAAAAAUUCUCUGAAAAAGGCAACUUGAAAAAACACACAAGAACCCAUACCGGUGAAAAACCUUUUUCCUGCUCAGUUUGUGGUCAUGGUUUUGUUCGAAAGCAUCACUUAAACAUACACGUGAGAACCCACACUGGAGAAAAACCAUAUUCCUGCUCAGUUUGUGGUCAAGGGUUUGCUUGGAAGUAUCAGAUUAAGAGACACGUGUGUGUCUAACAUGUGCUAUGUCCAAUCCUUGUAUUAUGUGCAUCCACACGAUAGUACUUGCUCACUUGAUUUAACUGUCAAGUUAAGUGGCACUUUUUAUACUGUACUCCCCCUCUUUCAAAUGACACUUCACAGUUAAUAUUUGAAACAGUAGAUCCCAAAUUACAAAAAUUCUGAAUCAUUAAUAAAUAAUAUAAUUACAUUAAUAUGGAAAAUUACGAUUGGCUCACAAAUAAUGUUUUUGGGGUGGGGAUGACAAAUUUUAAAAAAUUACUAUUACUACCCUUGAUUGACAGUGAUGUAUUACAACAGAGUAUUUGGGCAAAAUAAGGGGGGGGGGGGGGGUAAAAGGACUACAAUAUUAAAGUUGUACUGUUACUACAAGAAAAGUAUUGUUAAGUAGGGGUUAUAUAGCUGAAUAAGCAGCUACGCACUUUACAUACAUGUACCUUAGCUGGUAGCUAUGAUGAAGCAUUAGUACAAAGCCUUCUAUUGAUUAUAAUUUUAUGUAGAUGAGCUAAAAGAUGAAGGAUUUCCUCAUUUUGGAAAGUGAUUCUUAAAAACAGCCUUACAAGAUGCUUUCAUGAUUGCGGAUUUUAGCAUAGGCGGCAACGCGCAACAUAAAAUAUAUAGCUGCUUAUUCAGCUACAGUACCCCUACGUAAUAAUGCGACUUUUAUUCUCAUAGUAAUCGUACAACUUAUUUUCUUGUCGUGACAGUUCGACUUUUUAUUUUUCAUUGUAAAAAUACGGCUUUGAUUGGACAUAUGAUAUUUUUAUUGUAUGUGCUUUUAAUUAUACCAGUCCCAACUGAUGAAAAUC
Messenger RNA from Corythoichthys intestinalis (scribbled pipefish), 2585 nucleotides. Its product is annotated as zinc finger protein OZF-like. The transcript is spliced from 3 exons. Gene Ontology annotation, molecular function: DNA-binding transcription factor activity; RNA polymerase II cis-regulatory region sequence-specific DNA binding. The record is from RefSeq and is a predicted model, not a curated record. Bases 250 to 1773 code for a protein of 507 amino acids. Gene Ontology annotation, biological process: regulation of transcription by RNA polymerase II. Lineage: Eukaryota; Metazoa; Chordata; Actinopteri; Syngnathiformes; Syngnathidae.